AUGUAUAGUUGGUCUUUUCAUCCUAAUGACUGGUUUAAGGCUAACUUUGAUGGGGCUGUUGAAGGGAACCCAGGCUUUGCUGGCUAUAGUGGAGUUAUCCAGAAUGGUGCUACCUUUUGCAUUAGGGUGGUGGCCUUUCCCUUGGGGAACCAGACUAAUCAUUUGGCUGAAGCUAUGGGUGCCCUCCAAGCUAUCAAAUUAGCACACAAUCUCGGAUUCAAGUUUUUAUCGCUGGAGGGGGAUUCUAAAAACAUCAUCAAUUGCCUCUUUGGUAAACACCAACCCUUGUGGACGAUUAAAAAUAUCAUUAAUUCAAACAAGGAGAUGCUUGAGGGUUUUGAUCAGUGCUACACUUCUCAUGAUUAUAGAGAGGCCAAAAGGAGUGCUAACUGCGCCACCAAUGAAACAGUAUAG
Cryptomeria japonica (Japanese cedar) is the source of this 414-nucleotide messenger RNA. RefSeq lists its product as uncharacterized. The transcript has a single exon. The record is from RefSeq and is a predicted model, not a curated record. Bases 1 to 414 code for a protein of 137 amino acids. NCBI's taxonomy places the organism in Eukaryota, Viridiplantae, Streptophyta, Pinopsida, Cupressales, Cupressaceae. Gene Ontology annotation, molecular function: nucleic acid binding; RNA-DNA hybrid ribonuclease activity.